GUAUAGUGCUACUACUAUCCCAAAACAAAAAGCUGCGAGAGCCAACCAGAUGGACGAAGUGGAUUAAGUGCUCCGGACAAUUGUGGCAAAUUAGAUGAGCAGUGCGGAGCAGAGUCCGGAUCGGUGUGGAUCAGUCGCCCCAGUCGCCCAACAGACGAGAUUCGCACAGCCACGCCAGUGCCAUAAAAAAAAAAAGACACUACUACUUAUUAUCCCAGAGAGUCAUGCAGGUCAAGUGCCUGAUCAUCUGCCUCAGUUUGGGGCUUCUCAUGCUGGCCACGCCCAUUUGCGAGGGGCGUCGUGGGCGUGGCCGAGGACGGACCAAGUCCAGGGUACAAAUUGGAUUGCCAAUUACAGGAAAAUAUCGCGAUCCAGAAUCGGAUCAGUACUACAAUAAUAACAAUGGUGCCAAAAUCCUGCAGGCCUCGCACUUCGAUCUUGAGUACGUGCUGGGCCACAAGAUCGCCUUCCUGUGCGUGGCCAAGGGUAAUCCCCGGCCCCACAUCACCUGGUACAAAGACGGUGCCGAGAUCUACCAGCACCUCUACAUGCACGUCCAUGAGUGGCGCAUCGGCGACGACAAGGUCAAGUCCAAGAUCGAAAUAGAUCCCGCCACCCAGAUGGAUGCCGGACUCUACGAGUGCACGGCUGACAAUAUGUAUUCUAUUGAUCGGCGGAGUUUCAAGACAGAUUUCUCCAUCGCCUUCGACUGAUCGAAUAUGGAAUAGUGAUGGAAAGGAUUCAAUAAUGAAAUAUCCUUGGGGCAUGGCUGGGUUAAAAGCAAUCUGUGGGCAAUUCUAAAUAGUUUUACUUUGGAAACUGUGUCUGCUUCUAAUAAAGUUUAAUUUUGAUUUAA
This is a messenger RNA of Drosophila ananassae, 856 nucleotides long. RefSeq names its product immunoglobulin domain-containing protein oig-4. Lineage: Eukaryota; Metazoa; Arthropoda; Insecta; Diptera; Drosophilidae. Bases 225 to 713 code for a protein of 162 amino acids. The transcript is spliced from 2 exons. The record is from RefSeq and is a predicted model, not a curated record.